AUGUCACGUCCUGAGAAAUACACCUACUCGCCAGUAACGGACUCGGAAAUCCGUCUGGUGACUUUCACCCAGGCCAAAAAAGGCGAGCUAGAAGCAAGCAUACAACACGUUACACUGAACUCAGAUGAUCCGAUCAAAUACGCGGCGCUGUCCUAUUGCUGGGGAGACCCCUCCACCCGGGUCGACGUUCCAUGCGAUGGAAAGGUGCUGAGUAUCACGACCUCACUCCACGAGGCACUUUGUGAGAUUAUUGAAGUCAGUCCUCACAAGACCUUAUGGAUAGAUCAAAUAUGCAUCGACCAGGAGGAUCUCUUCGACAAGUCGAGGCAAGUCAGUAAAAUGAAUGUAAUAUAUGACAAAGCAGAAACAGUCCUCGUCUGGUUGGGACCGCAAACCGAAUCUGCCUCGAGAGCUGUUGAUUUCGUCAAGAAGGUUGGAGAAAUUGCUCUCCCUAAUGCUACAGACAUGUUUCGAUGGGACCACUAUGUUGAUGACGAGGAACACGAAGCCACGAAGCUCGAGAGGGUGGAGAAAUACACGGUGGAGAAAUCUAAGGAGCUGGGCGUCUCUUUUGAUGACUUGGAGUCCUGGGAUGCCUUCUCCGAGUUCUUUGACAAACCUUGGUAUCAAAGGAUGUGGACCGUGCAGGAGAUCAUCCAAGCGCGCAAGGCCUUUGUCGUUUACGGCUCCCACACUCUGCAAUGGGAGCUCGUAAGUGCCGCUGCCAAGUGGUUCGUCUACAAGGCGGAGGUCAUACACAGCCGCCACAGUCGCAGCGUGGACGGCAUGUGGCUGGUCAACCAGAUGGUGUCUAUUCCAUGGCGCGCCAAGAUGGGAAGCGAAUACCACCCGCAACUUUUUGGGCAGAAGAUGAGGCCUACGUGCAAGUGGGGUCUGCGUGAUCUUCUUGAGGAGUUGCGGCCUCGCCUGGCUUCUGAUCCCCGAGACAAGGUGUAUUCUGUAGUUGGCAUCUCUGAGCUAGAUGGCGGUUUCGGAGAUGACAAGCAGAUUGCCAUAGACUACUCCCUAUCUGUCAAAGAUGUAUUCACGAAUGCGGCCGAUAUAAUAUUCAGAACAGAUUUUUCGGAUGGUGUUGAUCUUAUUUGGUCAGCAAGACAACCAAGCAACGAAUCAGGCUGGCCGAGCUGGGUCCCAGAUUGGAGGCAACGAACUGGACAAGGCUGCGAGUGGGAGAUCGGGAAACCAUUCAAGAUAAAUUCUCAUAGGAAUGGUAGAUACAAGUUCAUUCCUACGGACGAUCCAUAUUCUCUGGCAGUACAGGGCAAGAUCAUCGGUAAGGUAACCUACAGGAGUCAGUAUUGCCAUUUUGGCGAACUGUUCCAGUCCAGUGGGCUCCGCGAAGUCUACCAUGAUUGCAUGAAAAGAUUAGAUACCUACCCAACUGGCGAAGACGUUAAGGAAGUCUUUGGGCUUACGAUAUUGGGCGGCAUUUUGAGCAACGGUUUGAAAGAGAAGGAAAUCUCAAUGGAAAGAUACGUUGAGACAUAUAUGGACUUCUUCGACGUCACACAAAUGUCGCAGGCUACUCCCGAAGACAGAGCUGUGCGGGAUCAGGCUCUCGAAAAGUUCUACAAACUAGGAUAUAGCGCCGAAUGGUUGCUAGCAAUUCUUGACGCAUAUUGCGAGCGGAGGCUCUUCCUCACUGACACCAGCUACAUGGGCUUGGCCAACCACAAGGUGAUAGAGGGCGACGUAAUCGCUAUCCUCUUUGGUUUUCGCUGGCCUUGCGUCCUACGUCCAAAAGCUGACAACAAUGGCAAAGACUUUGAGUUUAUCGGUGAGGCAUACGUACAUGGCAUGAUGGAUGGAGAAGGAGUCCAAGACUUGCCAAAAGAUGAAUCCAUGGAGGGCGAUGGAUAUUAUGUUGGCGACCAAUUCCUUCUGAAAUAG
Clonostachys rhizophaga is the source of this 1911-nucleotide messenger RNA. Lineage: Eukaryota; Fungi; Ascomycota; Sordariomycetes; Hypocreales; Bionectriaceae. The record is from the annotation of a GenBank genome assembly.